AUGUCGUCCGUCAAUCGGAAGUGCGGCAUGUUCACGGCCAAGGUGGAACGUGUGGACGGGGAGGUGUGUGAGGUGGAUUACGAGGGUUUGCGCCUUACGGACGUGCGUUUGCGCGCCGUGGUAAACGGGGAGGAGAGCGGCGUUAUGCUGACACCGAAGGUGGGCAGCUAUGUGACGGUGGCCGACCUCGGAGGCGAUAUGACCCAGCUGGUGGUGAUAGCCUUCAGCGAGGUGGAUAGUGUGGAUGUGACCACCGUAGGCGAGAUACACCUGAACGGUGACAGCUUCGGAGGCCUCAUCCGGAUAGAGGAUCUGGUGGGUGUCCUGAGGAACAUUGUGGAGACAUUCAACACCCAUACGCACACAGUGGCCAAUGGAGUGACAGCCGUACCAGAACUCCCAAUGAAUACCAUAUACAGAAAUGAGAACGGAAAUGCAGUCAUCAGCAAUGGACAUCUUACACUGGGUGACAACCGGAUGCAAUGCGUCCAGCAACUGAUUGGAGCGUACACUGGAGAAUACAAGCACGCACCAAUACUUGGAGGUAAUGCUGGAAGGAUGCUGUCAGGCAUCCCGGAUCCGUUUUGGGCUGGCGAUGUGCGGAAGCAGCUUGACAAAUGUGGCAUUGGUGUAAAAAGCAUCCGUGUGGAUGGAGAGAUAAUGGAUAGCAUGAAGGCGGAUUUCGUAAGGAGUUCCGCCAUGCGGGACCUGUAUGGUCUUGAUGACUAUGAAUCCGAUAUGGAUGCGGUGGAACUUGCAUCCUAUUACGAUUCGAAAUUCAGCACGGUGAGCAUUGAGACGUGCAUCAUGUUGGUGGUUGCGACUUGUGCUGCAGCCGUUGAAAACAUGAUGGACUGGUUCAAGGAAGACGUGUCAAAAGUGGUAGAUUCAGAAAGAUAUGGCCACAGCGGUUGGUACGUGAAGGUUGCCAAGGCGUUCCAAUACCAGGAUGGAGAUGGCACAGACUACAAUUUGGAUACGGAUAGUGGGACCUAUUCCGUCAUAGAUGAGGAAGCGCGGAUUGUGAAGCACGCCUCAUGCGAUAACCGUGGAUACGGGGUCCGUCUGAAAGUUGCCAAGGAUAGCAAUGGAGCUUUGUCUCCUCUAUCGAACAACGAGAAGUCGGCAUUUGAGAGUUACAUCAACCGUUUGAAACCUGCCGGCAUACCGGUGCAGGUUAUUAGCCGUAAUGCUGAUGUAUUGAAACUUGUCAUGUCGGUGUAUUAUGACCCCAUCAUCUUCAAUGCCUCAAGCGCACUUGAUAGAGUGAAGUCGGAGGUGAACGCAUAUCUGAGCAGCAUUGAUUUCAAUGGUGAGUAUGUGACCAUGAAGAUGGUUGACAGGUUACAGUGCGUUGGAGGGUUGGACAUCAUAGAGGUUGACGAGGCGUAUGCCAAACAUGAGGGUUACGGCUAUGUUCGGAUAGAAAAUGACAGCAGAUAUGUUCCGGAAUCUGGAUAUAUGGUGCUGGCGGAUGAUUCAGAACUUGAAAUCAAUGCGAUUGCCCAUGUAUAA
Molecule: messenger RNA, 1515 nt
Organism: Cylicostephanus goldi
Lineage: Eukaryota; Metazoa; Nematoda; Chromadorea; Rhabditida; Strongylidae
Source: the annotation of a GenBank genome assembly